Python bivittatus (Burmese python) is the source of this 578-nucleotide messenger RNA. The record is from RefSeq and is a predicted model, not a curated record. Lineage: Eukaryota; Metazoa; Chordata; Lepidosauria; Squamata; Pythonidae.
CAACUCCUGCCUGUCCUUCCUUCCUUCAGCUCUAAUCACAGUCUCAAACUGUUACACUGACAGCAAUUGCUUAUGAUUUUCAAGGUUUCACAGCUCUGACAGAAAAGUUUAGCAUGAACACCAGCUUGGAUCGUGGUGCUGAUGAAUUAACACAGACCCUUAAUCACUACGUGGGUGACAUUGUUGAGGAAGUACUGGUGUUUGGAGGUGAUGUCCUGAAAUUUGCAGGCGAUGCACUGUUGGUGCUCUGGAAGGUGGAGCGUUGCCAUUUAAAUGACAUCAUCACUCUGGCACUGAAGUGUAGUUUCAGCAUCCAACAAGAGUAUGGUGUUCGUGAUACUGAAGUGGGACUCGAGCUACGAGUGAAGAUAGGACUCUCUGCAGGUCACAUCUCAAAAGUUGUCAUUGGUGACAACAGGCAACAACAUUUUGUGGUAACUGGCCGGGCAGUGGAUGAAGUACGGUUGGCCCAAAACUUAGCUAAAGCAAGUGAAAUUAUCCUGUCCCCCAACUGCUGGGAGCUCUGUGACAGGAACUUAAUUGAGGUAGAGAGAAUUAAAAAUGAACGAGCUGUCAAG